AUGUCCCGCAGCACCGCCGAAAAGCUUCCGGUUUUGGGCUCCUUAUCCCGAACUUUAGCGCUCCUCGAUUUCUCUAACAUUCUUUUUCGUCUCUUCUUUCGGCUGCUUUCUCUCUUCGCCCAACUAGCCAUCUUUCAUUUCAUGUCCCUCAUCAGUUUUCAAACUGCACGCCGACUAGAGGUUCCUUCCUCGAUCAUUAAAUACUUGUCUUCGUAUUUCUUUCUCUCUUUUCAUCUUUUCGUUUUUUUGUUCUCUGUUUUUGUCAUCUUUUUUUUUCUCUCAUCCACAAUUCUUUUAAUUUGUUUCUCUUCUUUUUCUAUUUCUUUUUAUGUCUUUGCUUUCAUUUUUUUUUUAUUAUUUGCUUUCUCUUUUUUUCGAUCUUACAUUUUCUUGUUUUACUUUAAUUCUAACGCCUAUUUUUUUCUCUUUCCUUAUAUCGUUCCCUUUUUCCUUCUCUUUGUUUCUCUUUACAUCUUUCUUUCUUUUUUUUCUUACUUUUUUCUUCUUCCUUUUCAACUCUUUGUUCCUUCAUGUUUUUUUUCCAUCUAUUUGCCUCUCUCUUCUCUUCCAUUUUUCUUUCUUUUCCUCCUCUUUUUGCUAAUUUCCCUAUUUCUCUCUAUUUUCCCUUAUUCUCUCUAUUUUCAAUUCUCACUAUAUUCCCUUAUUCUCACUAUAUUCCCUGAUUCACUCUAUAUUCCCUUAUUCUCUCUGUAUUCCCUCCUCUGGAUAUUCCCUUAUUCUCUCUAUAUUCCCUUCUUUUUAAUAUUCAUUUAUUCUUACUAUUUUCACUUAUUCUCUCUUUAUUCCUUUUUCACUUUAUUCCCUCCCUUAUACUCACUAUAUUCCCUUAUUCUCUCUAUUUUCAAUUCUUUCUAUAUUCCCUUAUUCUCACUAUUUCCCUUAUUCUCACUAUUUCUCUUACUCUCUCUAUAUUCCCUCCUCUAUAUAUUCCCUUAUUCUCUCUAUAUUCCAUUCUUUUUAUAUUCCUUUAUUCUCACUAUUUUCACUUAUUCUCUCUUUAUUCACUUCUUUUUAUAUUCCGUCAUUCUUACUAUCUUCCUUUAUUUUUUCUAUAUUCUCUUAUUCUCUCUAUAUUUCUUUAUUCAUUUUUAUGGUGAAGACUCUUCAAUGUCUUAUUUGCUUUUCAUUUCAUUAACCAAAAUGUUUGUUUCGCAUUGUUUGUUUCUUUCUAUCUAUCCCACUCUGUCUAUAUGCUUGUUAUCUAUCUAUAUGCCUGCAUGUGUAUCUCUCUUUUCUGUUGUAUCCAAGGGACGAGGAUUGACCUUGGCUUCUUUGAUGAUCUGUGAUGGGGUUUCUCUUUCUUUUUUUUACCCACCUGUUAAUGAUGGGAAAAUCUAUCUGCGAAAGGUUUUCUUUAUUUGCCAAACCGCCAAUUCACAUCUAUCUAUCUAUCUAAUCCAAUUCACAUCUAUCUAUCUAUCUAUCUAUCUAUCUAUCUAUCUAUUUAUCUAUCUAAGCCAAUUAAUAUCUAUCUAUCUAUCUAAGCCAGUUCAUAUCUAUCUAUCUAACCCACCAAUUCAUAUCUAUCUAUCUAUCUAUCUAUCUAUCUAUCUAUCUAUCUAUAACCUUUUUCAAUAUGGAAGCCUAAAUUUACAUGAGGACAAUCUGAUUUCUAUUAGUGAGUUUUUGUUAGUGUAA
Molecule: messenger RNA, 1659 nt
Organism: Acanthosepion pharaonis
Lineage: Eukaryota; Metazoa; Mollusca; Cephalopoda; Sepiida; Sepiidae
Source: the annotation of a GenBank genome assembly